AUGUUUACACAGUUUCCCAUUGAUUUAUAUUCACUAUCAAGAAGUUCUCAAAAAGAAAAAGUUCCUUGUAAAAUUACUUCUAGAAAAUUAAGAGAUUAUCAAACUUGCCAACAAGGUGUAUUUGUUGGUCUUCUUAAUCAAUUUUGUGAUAUUACUAUUACAAAACCACCAAAGAAAGCUGUUAUUACUCAUCAAUUUAUUAAAAUUAAAUCUAUUUCUUUUAGUUAUAAAGAUUCAAUUAUAAUUGAAGAAUUUCUUCAAAAACGAUGUAAUGAUCAUAAAAGUUAUGACCUUUCACUUGGUUGUUCUGAAAAAACUGCUAAUAGACGUUUUCAAACAAAUAAGAAAACGGAAAUCUUACAUCUUUUACUUGAUUUUUUAACAGAAUUUGGAUAUUUCUUCGAAGUUAAUACAACAAAAGGUAAAAAAGGAACAAUGAAACUUCAAAACAUUGAAAAAAUAUAUUGUGAUGGGAAAUUCUUAAUGGGUAUUAAUGAUAUUUAUGAUUAUGGUUUUAGGAUAAAUGAUAUCGUUUGUCAAAUGCUCGAUAAGAAAGAAGAAUUUAUUUUACUUAAAAAUGAACCAACCAUUCGCUCAAUAUUUGAGUCAGAGUCUAUGUAA
Molecule: messenger RNA, 621 nt
Organism: Entamoeba dispar SAW760
Lineage: Eukaryota; Evosea; Mastigamoebida; Endamoebidae
Exons: 1
Coding region: 1-621 (206 amino acids)
Source: RefSeq, a predicted model, not a curated record